AUGGAGCAGUCCGACCUGCUCGACCUCGACAUUGACGAGCUCUCACCACUUCCGCCCGCACACGGCUUCUCUAAUGAUAGAUCUACAUCGCUCGAACGUAUUCCGAGCUUGAGGCUCAACGCAACCCCCCGCACAGCUCCGACUCAUCCAGCAGAUUCCACAGCAGUAGCAUCUCCGGCUCUGAGUGCUGCGACUUCACCCUUCCGCCUUGAAGCCUCGCCGCCUAGCUCUCCGCGGGGACAUGACGAUCCAAAGCAGCAUUUUCAGACACAUUCGCAACUACCAAGCUUACGCCGGCCCGACGCUUCUUUCGAACAGAAAGGAACAGCCUCGCAAGCUUCCCACCAACAUGAGGCCGAGCACGAUUCUCAAGGCUCUCGUCAGCCGCUGGAGCCACUCUCGAUACCUGCACAGACUCCUUCUGCACGCUACGUCACGGUUUCGGCCAUCCUGUCUCGCUCAGAGAUGUACUACGCUCCAGAGACCUCGGAGCAAUGGGACAUCCUCCGGUCCCCACAUGGUCUGCCUACCGAUGCUCAAAGCUCCUAUGACACGAACGCUCGUCCAUCCAGCUCGUAUGAGCCCUUCAGCAGCCUUAGGAGAAGGAAGAGUCAAAGGAAACGCCCGAGCAACGGAAGCGCCAUCGAAGCGCUAGGCGCCCUCUUGCUGCGCAAGGACAGCUCAGGGCGAGUUGCCAACCUCUCAUUCGCCAGGAGCGAGAUCGAUGACGCCAAAGCGGGCACGAGUCAAAAGGCGGACAUGCAGAAGGAGAAAAAAGGCCUCGGCUCGAAGCAUGGCGUACAGGCUUGGACCAGUGCGCUGGGCUCGAUCAGCAGAAACGGCCUGCGCCUCCAGUUGCCGCAACUCGAGCCAUCGCAGCCGUCUAACUCGAAGCAUGGUGCAACCAUCGCCGAGCGUCGAGCUCACAUGUGGAAAAAGGUACUCACCCGCCAAGGCGCCGUUGUGGAGGACACUCGCAACGGCUUCUCCAAAGUCCGCAGUAGACGAGGCGGACUCAGCUUCGAAGUUGGCAACGCCGGCCGAAAGCAGACCCAGUCUACCCUGCUCCAGCUCGACAAUUACCGGCCCGAAGGCACAGCGAAGCAGAGAGGCCAUGCCAAUGGGUCUCGACCUGAUCACGAAGACGCUUUCGGGAGCUAUGAGGAACCGGGAUUGCAUCUCGACACACUCGCAGGGCGCAGUGCCAACGGCAACGAAUGGAGCCGACUCCCCGAGACAAUCGUGCUCAAGGCUGGACGACGUCCCAGGAUCAAGCAGCAGUCAAAGUCGGAAUUCGGGAUCGGCUCGGCUUAUCACGAUCAAGCACUUCCCGAGGCUCCUCCCAGCCCCGUCGCGAUGCCUGGCGCCUGGCAUGGCGGCUCUUCGUGGCGAUCCAAGCCGGGCGAUGGCUACGACGAGGGUGCCUUGCUUCUGCCUCCGCCCUUGCUUGACGACAAUGGCAGCGAUGCAUCCAGCUUUGAAGGAUUGUUGGGCGUACGACGCAUGCGCGAACGCGAAAAGGCCAGAAAGCAGGCCGAGAAAUUGGCCGCCCGCAAUCGCCCUGCUCAUAAAGUCGGUCCUCUCACCGCACUGACCAACUUUGUCAAGGCUGCACACGCUGCCGAGACUUUUGCCAAACGAAGCCAGAUUGGCGGACGAUCUGGGCGCGCGCCUUCCCUUCUUCGCAGCUUCACGGAGCCCCCAAAGACCUCGCGCGCGAGAUCUAGUUCGACGGAAAGCUUGUCUCGCAUCCACGUCGCAGCCUCUCCCGUGAUUGCAUCGAGCGACGCUCCCAGAGAUGUCACGGCUGACACUGCGGAUACGACCCUGCCCGCUCUUCGCUCCAGUCUGGCUUCGGCUGCAGUGACCCCCGUCACCACGGAUGCGGACGCGCGCACCAGCCCAGCUGUCGCGUCAGCAAGCCCGUUCAUGUCACCUUCGCUUCGAAGAGCAGUCUUGUCGCGACGUGGAUCGCGUAACAAUUCGAUCGAUGCUUCCGGUCGAAUGCUCAACACCGUAUUUGAAUUUGAGCCCCUCGACCCCAGCCAGAUUCCGGACGAUGAACUGGCUUCGCCGGACCUGCCACCCAUCUCGAGUCCUCUGCUGCGACCAUCUUCCACAGGCUCGGGCAAGACCAGCGCGUUCCGUGACUUUCCGGCCGCGCCGAGGUUGCUACCAGUGCAGCUAUCGGUACCGCCUUCCCCGUUCACGCCGUUGGCAGUCGACCUGCGUGAGUCUCGCAACUCGGUGGGCACUACGUCAGCCAACGGAGAUUAUCUGUCCGCCCGCAACGUACACUCUUCGCCACGGACGCCGCAACUGGUCCCGACGAUGCUCAGCCUGCCGCCCUCGCCAUGGACGCCGUACCAGAACCCUGCAGCGGCUCAUGCACAGCCCAUGAUUCACCUACACUUGAACACCAGCACCUCAUCCCUCCGCCUGGCGCCCGGAACACCACGACUGGUGCCCACACACAUCGAGAUCCUGCCAUCGCCUUUCCCGACCUCAUUGUCAUCGCGUCGCGGCUCACUCUCAUACGACAGUCCGCACAGCCUGCGUGCCGGGGCCCUGACACGAUCGCCUUUGACAGCACCCGCCACUGAUUUUGCCUCCUUUGCCGCAUUACGCGGAUCACAGGCGGUGGAUUUGGAAUCGAGGCAGGCGGCUGAGCUGAAGGUGGCGGCAGCAGAGGAUGACAAAGGAGAGGACAACACGCAAGACGCCCUAAAGAGAGACCCGCUGCGCCUCACGCCUUCCUCUAUGCUACUUGCGACCCAAUCAAUCUUUAUCUCUGACGCAUCGGACAUAUCUGUCCGUGAGCAGAAUGGACCCUCUCACCCUCAUGCUGCAACGCGAACGACCUUCGACGACGAUCAGCUGUCUCGUAGAGCAAGAAGAAAGUCGUUCGAAUCGAUACGUCGCAGACCCUCGGCAGAUCAGGGCGCAAUCCACGUCGAUUCCGCAGGACGUCCGCGUUCUUUCGUUCUCUGGUUCUUGAUCGGCGAUUUGGGGCUUCGGGGCUCCGCAAGCUCGCUCGCAGAUAGCGGUAAACAACUUGACCCGGAUCACGGAGGUGUUGCAGCCCUUUUCGUUCACACCUUCUUUUUCCUCGUCUUUGUGGCUGCGCACGUCGUGGACUUGGCCUACUCGAUGUACGACACUGCCUCGCUACUUUUGUGGUUCCUGCGCUGGAUGCUCUUCAACCUGACAGGUCGGACGGUGCUGGCUCAAUGUAUCGUCGAGGCGUACAGCUUCAUUCAGGCCGAAUGGGCCACCGUGGCAAUCGAGGAUCACGAGGAGAAGGGCUCCAAAAAGGUCUUUCAUCAACGAGGUCACAGAAAGCCCAAGGGUCUAUCACGAUGGCAGGUGCUGCGUGGUCUCGUCGAGCUGUACUGCCUGCACAGCGUCACUCGAGAACGCUAUCUCGAAGAGGGUGCAGGCUUGAAAGAACUAGAAGGCUGGAGGAAAGCGUCAAAGCAGGAAAACAAAGGUCAGAGUCAGAAGCGCAAGACGCGCGGUUCUGAUCGAAUGGAUAUCGGUGCCCACCGUGCAGCAUCAAGAGCCGCGCUGGGAGCAGACAAGGAGAUCCUCGAGCGACGGCACCUGUCGGAUGUCAAACAGGAGAUCAGAAACGCGAACCUGGCCACGCAAGAAAGCAACUCUGACAUCAGACCACAGCUACGACUCGAGCAGCUCAACGACAGCGAGGAUGACAACGGCGACAACGACAACGACAACGACAAUGGCGGCGACGACGGUGCCGAGGAUGAUGACAGCAGCGACGACGAGAUGAUCGUCACCAAUCGCGGUGACGACAUCCUCGAAUUCGCCAAGACGCCGCGGAUCGAUGCAGCACGGCCGGGACAAGCAAGUACGGGCUACUUUGGGCGAGCGUACGAUUUCGUAACCUCGCCUCAGGUGGGUGCUUCAGAGUCCGGACCGGCAGGUCCUGGUUUGACGACGUUCAAGGAGACGAACCGAGAUCUGGUGCGGACCAUCAAGUGGUGCGGUCGGCUUGCAAUCUCAGCAUACGGGCUUCACGUGCAUAUCGUGGAUCUCCCACCAACCUUUACUCCUUCGGGCGAUCGUUUCUCGCGCCAGACGUUUGCUUACCUGUCUCGUCUCAACGCCGAAGAUGUCCUGCACGCCGACAUCCAAACCCUCGACGCGGACGCCGAUUACAGCCCGACAUUCUAUAUUGUCCGGGAUUACGUGCGGAAGGUGGUCUGCGUCGCGGUCCGUGGCACCCAAUCGUUCUCGGAUAUCAUCGUUGACCUGGAGCUGCAGACGGAAGAGAUUGAGCUGCCGCAGGUGCAGCCUACCCCUGGCGAAGAAUUCCGCUGUCAUGCAGGCAUCUGGCGUGCCGCUAAGGCGCUUGUUUCACCGCAGAGCAAGCUCUUCGCUACGCUGCGACAAGCGCUUGAAGAAAACGAAGGCUUCGGCAUCAUGUUUUGUGGACACUCGCUGGGUGGUGCGAUCGCGAGCGCCGCUGCUCUGUUGUUGGCCGAGUACUUUAUUCCGGACGGUGCCGAACCGGAUGCUGGAACUUGGGUCACCAACAUGUCGUCUGGCUUGCCCGCGCGACGACUCAUCCGCGCGGUAAGUUUUGCGAGCCCUGUGACCAUGACGGCCGAUCUGGCUUCAAGAGCGGCGCUUGGAUCUGUGCCGCUUGUGACGACGGUGGUGCUCGGCAGCGACGUCAUCCCGCGCGUUGGUCACGGUCAAGUGCGAGAGCUGCGUCGUGUGUUGGGUGCGCUUUCGAGGGUGAGACGUCGUCACGCCAUGGCGUCGACAGAGGGUCGGGAAGACGCACGCGUGCACAUUCUACGGAGCUUUUGGGAUUGGCGCUCCAUCAAGCUGGCGGAGGAUGCCGACGACGUGAUGUUGCAUCGAAAGGAGCGCAUCGAGCAUCAGCUUUGGUCUCUGCGUCGCGAAGUCGAGAGUGACUUGUACGCUGCCAUCAAAGCUCGCCUGGACGCGGAGUCGUCGUCGGCUGCACGCAUCCCACCGUCGCCCUGGGUGGGCCCGCAGCAGCGUGAUCAGGCGCCUCUGCACGCACUGUCCGCCCGAAGACAAGGACUGGACGCUGCGACGUUGCGCUCGGAAGCCGCGCAGGGAGGGCCGCUGAUACCGCCGGGACGGUGCAUCUGGAUCAACGACAGGCGCAUCUAUCACGUGGAGAGUCCUCUAGCCUUCUUCAGUUUGCCAGAGCUGCGGAGCGACAUGUUUGCCGCCCACUUCCCCGCUGCUUAUGAAGAAGCGAUCCUCGAGCUGCGUACAUGA
Molecule: messenger RNA, 5283 nt
Organism: Pseudozyma hubeiensis SY62
Lineage: Eukaryota; Fungi; Basidiomycota; Ustilaginomycetes; Ustilaginales; Ustilaginaceae
Exons: 1
Coding region: 1-5283 (1760 amino acids)
Biological process (GO): lipid metabolic process
Source: RefSeq, a predicted model, not a curated record